AGAGAGAGAGAGAGAGAGAGACUGCGCGCACUCGGGCGGGACAGGAGUGCGCGGGACAUCGGCACACCGGGGCCGGGUCAGGGAGCUGUAAGGAUGGAGAUCCGACCGGACAGGUUUAAGGCGGCGGCGGGGAAAACUCUGGGGAAAAUUCACAGGCUGAUAGAGAAGCGGCAGCCCAAUGGAGAAACCAUCGAGUUAUCAGCGGAGGGCCGUCCUGAGCUGGUGGAGGAGAAAGAGCUGCCGGUGGUGGACUGCACCUGCUUUGGUUUGCCCAGGCGCUACAUCAUCGCCAUCCUGUCUGGCCUGGGGUUCUGCAUCUCCUUCGGCAUCCGGUGCAACCUGGGUGUGGCCAUUGUGAGCAUGGUCAACGACCACACUGUCUUCAAAGGCAACAAGGAAGUUCUUGUGGCUGCACAGUUCACCUGGGACCCUGAGACAGUGGGGAUGAUCCAUGGCUCCUUCUUCUGGGGCUACAUUGUCACACAGAUCCCGGGUGGCUUUAUAUGUCAAAAAUUUGCAGCCAACAGAGUGUUCGGCUUUGCCAUAGUGGCCACCUCCACCCUCAACAUGCUGAUUCCAUCUGCCGCCCGCUGCCAUUACAGCUGUGUCAUACUGGUCAGGAUAUGCCAGGGCCUUGUUGAGGGUGUAUCAUACCCAGCCUGCCACGGGAUCUGGGCCAAGUGGGCGCCGCCACUGGAGAGAAGUCGAUUGGCCACAACAGCCUUUUGUGGAUCCUAUGCAGGGGCUGUGGUGGCCAUGCCUUUAGCUGGGAUACUGGUGCAAUACACUGGGUGGCCUUCGGUAUUCUACGUCUAUGGCAGCUUUGGGAUAUUCUGGUAUUUGUUCUGGGUCCUGGUGUCGUACGAGAGUCCUGCAGCGCAUCCCACCAUCACAACAGAGGAGAGGAAGUACAUCGAAGAUGCAAUCGGAGAGUCCGCAUCAUUUCUCAACCCUCUGCAUAAAUUUAAAACCCCAUGGAGACACUUCUUCACCUCCAUGCCAGUCUACGCCAUCAUUGUGGCCAACUUCUGUAGGAGCUGGACCUUCUACCUGCUGCUCAUCAGCCAGCCGGCCUACUUCGAAGAGGUCUUUGGCUUCGAGAUCAGCAAGGUGGGCAUGGUGUCCGCUCUGCCCCAUCUGGUGAUGACAAUCAUCGUGCCAAUUGGAGGCCAGUUGGCAGACUACCUGAGAACCCACAACCUGAUGUCCACCACCAACGUCCGGAAGAUGAUGAACUGUGGAGGUUUUGGGAUGGAGGCGACCCUCCUGCUGGUGGUGGGAUUCUCUCACACUAAAGGUGUUGCCAUUUCUUUCCUGGUCCUCGCGGUGGGCUUCAGUGGAUUUGCAAUCUCAGGGUUUAAUGUCAAUCACUUGGACAUCGCCCCUCGAUACGCCAGCAUACUGAUGGGCAUCUCAAACGGGGUGGGAACAUUAUCAGGAAUGGUGUGUCCUCUCAUAGUCGGAGCCAUGACCAAACACAAGACACGUGAGGAGUGGCAGUAUGUCUUCCUUAUAGCUUCCCUCGUUCAUUAUGGAGGAGUGAUUUUCUAUGGACUCUUUGCAUCAGGAGAGAAGCAGCCAUGGGCGGACAUAGAAGACACCAGCGAAGAGAAGUGUGGCAUCAUCGACGAGGAUGAACUGGCCAAUGAGACAGAGGAGCUCUACCGUGGAGGCGGGCAGUACGGGGCCAUGAGCCAGCCCGUGGUGGGUUCUAACGGGGGCGGGGCCGGAGGAGGAGGUGGAGGAGGUGGAGGAGCCGGACCCGGGUGGGUGUCGGACUGGGAUAAGUCUGAGGAGUAUGUUCAACCGCCUGGAUACAACUCCUACAUGUACGGCGGAGAGGAGGAGAGGGAGCUGACACGGAAGAGCAACGUGAUCCAACAAAUAAUAAAUCAAUAAAUCAAUAAAAUCAAGAUAAAGGAAAGAGGAAGAUUCUAAGAGUCACUGCAACACUGAAUGGACCUGCUGUGUGCUUUUGUACAGUAUUUACUACUGCACAUAUCAAGAGUAUGCAUCCAAUUCAUUCCAUUGUGCGUGUGUGUGUGAGUGUGUGUGCGUGUGUGUGUGUGUGUGUCUGUGUGUUUGUGUGUGUGUGUAAGCAUUGCAUGAAGGUUUUAGUGGUUAACGUUCACAAACACAUCCAGUAUUCAUCUGCAAAAAAUCUCCCAGACUUCUUUCCUGCUCCUGGGCUCUUUAUGAUUGGUCAGGAGCUUUGUUUCCACAACAUUGCUGAGGAGAUUCUGUGUGUGUGUGUGUGUGUGUGUGUGUGUGUGUGUGUGUGUGUGUGUGUGUGUGUGUGUGUGUGUGUGUGUGUGUGUGUGUGUGUGUGUGUGUGUGUGUGUGUGUGUGUGUGUGUGUUGGUGGGCUUUUUGCGUGUACAGCAACUCUCUCAAGCCACUGGAAUUGUGUGGCGUUUAAAUUUUUAUGUGUAAACCACCAUCCUGCUGGUUAAGCACCUUUGGGGCAUUGGUUUCAGCUGACAUCAAUGUCAAUUUAAAUUUAAAAAACAGCAAAUUCUCUCUUUAUCUCAGUCUAUAUUACUGUCAAGGUUCUCAGAUAUUAUAGAAAUCAUAUUGAUCAGAUGAUGAAAUCAACACGCAGACUGAAAAUCAGUGGGAUUCAAUGAGACGCUGGUGAUGCAUCCAGUUCAUUUUGCUUUACGGCAACAAUAUGUUUUUCCGAGGCGUGCACAGUUAAUGUUAACUUGCAACGCGGGUUCAUAUAUGUGGUGAGAGUCUGUCAUGCUUUAAACCCUCAGUGACUAUACUUUCAAACUUUUCAGUCAAGGUGCUUAGGUGGUGUAUCAGCCUGUAUGUGUGUGUGUGUUUGUAAAACAGGCUGCCCUAAAUGUAUGUGUGUAUGUAUGUGUAUGUGUGUGUGUGUGUGUGUGCGUUUGUCGGUGCAAGGGCGCGUGCGCGAAGCUGCAAUGUGGUGUUUCGCUGAAUCUCACCUGGGCCUGACCUAACUAGGUCACGUCCAGCCCGGCCUGUGGGUCACAAAGCACACGUUACGACUAAAUCAUCUGACUCUUGUGACUUUUCCAUUUAGUGUGUGUGUGUGUGUGUGUGUGUGUGUGUGUGUGUGUGUGUGUGUGUGUGUGUGUGUGUGUGUGUGUGUGUGUGUGUGUGUGUGUGUGUGUGUGUGUGUGUGUGUGUGUGUGUGUGUGUGAUCUCUUUGGAGAGGUGGCCCAGGAUGACAAGUAGAGAGUGAUAGUUCCAGCACUUAACCAGUGUGAGGAACAAUCGUUAUAAUAUUCCCGGGCAUCACAGCUCGUGCUGCCUCUGUUUCUGCCUUUCUCUGUAUCUCUGCUGCUGCCUCUCCCUCCGUUUACCUCCCUGUGUUUUCUCCUUCUCAUCCUUUCAUCUGUCUGUACCGUGUCUCUAAAUGUCAUGUUUGAGUUGGUGGGUCAGAGUGUGUGUGUGUGUGUGUGUGUGUGUUGUGUUGGGUGCAGGUGCUGAAACAUUGUGCGGUGAGCAUGUUUUAAUGGGCACAGCAGCGCUUUACGCCGUCAUCCCUCUCUUCCUUUUACACACUAACACAUAUAGGUUGCAGAUUUCAUGCAGGAGGGAGUGGUGGCACAAUAUGUGGCGGUAGCAGUGAAGAGCAUGGAAACAGGGUGGUCUCAGCAAAUAUUCAUUAUCAUACAUCAUCAGAGGGGGGGUUUAAGGUUCGCUGACAAUCAUGGCCAAUCACAUUAGCUCCUCUCAUGCCAUCAAUUUAAAAGUGGUAUCCUCUCCACCUUAAUGCAGCAGAAGUGAAGAGUUCCGAGGUGCAACAACAUCCAGGAGGGAAACCAAACUGUGCAACAGCAUCAGUUUGCAUCUGCACCUAGACAGAGCCAAAGCACAUUCCUCCUCCAAGGCCCAACAGCCCCUUUAGAUUCAGUUAGGCUGCACAAGAUUUCACACACUCAUAGAUAUCUAGUCCCAUAUAUAUGCUUGAUUCUUUUCAUCACAAUCAUGAAUUAUUCCCUGGGAAAAUGGUGGAAAAAAUCCAAUCUCGCAAUGUUAAAGAAUGUGAAAGAAAUUCCUGGAUCCGUCCUCGAUCCAUAUCCAGACCAAAUAUUUAAAAUCUAAAUUCUAAAGGUUCCUCACUGACCCGUACUGCAUCCUUCCACCAAGUUUCGUGUUAAUCCGUCCAGUAGUUUUUGCGUAAUCGUGCUUGCAGGGGUGAAACUUCCUUGGCAGAGGUUACAACAUGUGCAUGCACACAGACACACAAACAAGUUAUGCUUUCUGCUUGUUCUCACAGGUCGUGCUGACUGACACUUAGUAUUUUACUUUUAAGAUUAAAAGCAUAUUUGCAGACAGCUCUUUCUCAGACCAGGAAUCCAUUUCUGUUUAACUUGAGGUUUGUGAAACGAGUGGAGUGAAGAGUGAAAGUGGAAGAGUGGAAUGUUAAAAUAUCCAGAAUCAUCCGAAUCAAAUGAGAGUUUAAUGGGAAAUGUGUCUAAUAAAUGAUCUUGAAAUGUGACGAAGGCAAAUCACCAUUGAGUUUUACGUGAAACGUCUCAAAGACAUGAAUGAUUAUUCCUUUUUAAAUGUUGUAUCAAUGUAUUUCUGAAUCAAGUUUCUUCUGUGUCUCAGUUUUUGGCUGUUCCAGUGUCGUCCUCCCCCUACUUGAUGAAAUGUGUGGUUACCUGGUGGGAAUCUGUGUAACAAAAAAAAAAUUCUAAAAAGGAAAUGAUGAAAUUUAAACUUGCAAAAAUAUGCAAAAAUAUUCUAUGUAUAAAAGAUGUACAUGUGCGAUAUCCUUGUGUAUAAUAAAAAUUUAACUAAUUUAA
Messenger RNA from Hippoglossus stenolepis (Pacific halibut), 4783 nucleotides. It is a transcript of the gene slc17a7a, whose product is annotated as solute carrier family 17 member 7a. Gene Ontology annotation, biological process: synaptic transmission, glutamatergic; transmembrane transport; regulation of synapse structure or activity. The transcript is spliced from 13 exons. Gene Ontology annotation, cellular component: synaptic vesicle membrane; excitatory synapse. The record is from RefSeq and is a predicted model, not a curated record. Gene Ontology annotation, molecular function: L-glutamate transmembrane transporter activity; neurotransmitter transmembrane transporter activity. Lineage: Eukaryota; Metazoa; Chordata; Actinopteri; Pleuronectiformes; Pleuronectidae. Bases 94 to 1899 code for a protein of 601 amino acids.